Molecule: messenger RNA, 1238 nt
Organism: Schistocerca cancellata (South American locust)
Lineage: Eukaryota; Metazoa; Arthropoda; Insecta; Orthoptera; Acrididae
Product: fatty acid-binding protein 2-like
Exons: 3
Coding region: 69-482 (137 amino acids)
Biological process (GO): fatty acid transport
Cellular component (GO): cytosol; nucleus
Molecular function (GO): fatty acid binding
Source: RefSeq, a predicted model, not a curated record
AGUGCGUCAUAACAUAGUCGUCAAACUGCCUGCGUUGUAAGUGCUUCAGCGACAGAUCUACCGUCAAGAUGGUGAAGCAGUUCUCAGGCAAGAAGUACGAACUGGAUGUCGCCAGCCAGGAGAACAUGGACGCCUUCCUGCAAGCCGCCGGUAUCGCCGAGGCGGACAGACGGAAGGAAAUACUGGGCCACAAUAUGACUAUCGGUGUGACGGUGAACGGCGACGAGUACACAUUCAGCUUGGAAGCAGCUGGCCGCAAGUUUGACACCAAGUGCAAGCUGGACGAGGAAUUCGACGAGACGUUAUGGGACACCACGACGCGCAGCAAGUACUCCAUCAAGGGAGGCGACACCGUGGUGCACUGGUCGCGCUACCCAGACGGCAAGGUCAUCACUUCCGAGACCAAGUACUCUGCCGACAAGGCUCUGCAGACGAUUACUCUUGGUGAUGUCGUGGCAAAGAAGACGUUCAAGGCCAAAUGAGUUGGUAAUCAGAAGAUCCAUUGUGGUGAUACUUCACCUCCACAUUCAGUGCAAUCGUUGAUGCAGCUAUUCAGCACAGUUCAAAAUGACAGUUUUAGAAGUUACCUACCGUAACUUAUUGUAAAACAAUUUUAAUAAGAUGCCAGCCAACUGAAUUAUUGUGUUUCAUUACUUUGCAGUCUUGUCAGAUUCAAGACAUAGAGGCACUUGUUCCUAAUUAAUUGUAAUAUUUAUCUCUUAUAAUGUACUUUACAUAUAACUGAAACACAUAGUACACAUUCCUAAAAAUCUGAGAAGUGAUGAAUCCUGAGAAAAAGUUAAGUACCUUGUAUAUGUAGUUGAUCAAUAUACCCAGAUUAAUGAAUUACUAAACAAAUUAUCAGAUAUACCAAGAAAGAUGAAGUUUUUGCCGAACACAUAUUUCCAGUAGCUUAAAUAGUUUUAGUGAUAAGAAGGAAUAUAUGUGAUAUAAACAAUAUUUAAAACAAAAGCAAUCUCUUCCUCAUCAUCCAUGCACAGAUGAAUAUAUCUUUUCCAUGUUUAUCGUUAGAUAUAUUUGAAAGGUAUCACUAUUUACCUGUAUGUCGUAUUUCGAAAAUCAGAUCCAUUCUUCAAAUCUUAUAAACCUUAUUCUGCACAUUAUUUUGCUGUGGUGUCGAAAUUAUAUCCGCAAUGUUUUAAGAAAUUACUAAAUGGCCCCCUAAUUUUAUAUACCAUUAUAUUACUGAGAUUUGACCACCGUUUUAAAAUGGCACA